This is a messenger RNA of Myotis lucifugus (little brown bat), 987 nucleotides long. It is a transcript of the gene SLC22A15, whose product is annotated as solute carrier family 22 member 15. Gene Ontology annotation, biological process: transmembrane transport. The record is from RefSeq and is a predicted model, not a curated record. The transcript is spliced from 8 exons. Gene Ontology annotation, molecular function: transmembrane transporter activity. Gene Ontology annotation, cellular component: membrane. Bases 1 to 987 code for a protein of 328 amino acids. NCBI's taxonomy places the organism in Eukaryota, Metazoa, Chordata, Mammalia, Chiroptera, Vespertilionidae.
AUGGAGGUGGAGCAGGCCUUCCAGGUGGAGUACUUGUGCUCCUGCUGGCCCGUGCUGCUGCAGCUCUACGUGGCCACGGAGGCCGUCCUCAUCGCGCUCGUGGGGGCCACGCCCUCCUACCGCUGGGACCUGGCCGAGCUCCUGCCGAACCAGAGCCACGGCAGCCAGUGGGCGGGUGAGGACCUGGCGCUGGGGGACUGGCUCCUGAAGGCCAACGGCAGCGAGGUGCGCAAGCACGUGCACUUCAGCGGCAGCUUCACCUCCAUCGCCUCCGAGUGGUUUCUGAUUGCCAACAGAUCGUACAAAGUCAGCGCGGCCAGCUCCUUCUUCUUCAGCGGCGUGUUUGUGGGCGUGAUCUCUUUCGGGCAGCUUUCCGAUCGCUUCGGGAGGAAAAAGGUCUACCUCACAGGUCUUGCGCUCGACAUCUUAUUUGCUAUUGCGAAUGGGUUUUCGCCCUCAUACGAGUUCUUCGUGACGACCCGCUUCCUGGUGGGCGUGAUGAAUGGAGGGAUGUCCCUGGUGGCCUUUGUCCUGCUGAACGAAUGUGUGGGCGCCGCCUACUGGGCACUCGCAGGGUCGAUCGGCGGCCUCUUCUUCGCGGUCGGCAUCGCCCAGUGCGCCCUGCUGGGGUACUUCAUCCGCUCCUGGAGGAGCCUGGCCGUGCUGGUGAACCUGCAGGGGACAGCCGUCUUUCUCUUAUCUCUAUUCAUUCCUGAAUCACCUCGUUGGUUAUACUCCCAGGGUCGACUGAGCGAGGCGGAGGGGGCUCUGUACCUCAUCGCCAAGAGGAACCGCAAGCUCAAGUGCACGUUCUCACUCACUCAGCCGGCCAACAGGGGCUGCAAGGCGUCGGGGAGUUUCCUGGACCUGUUCCGGCACCGGGUGCUCCUGGGGCACACGCUGACCCUGAUGUUCAUCUGCCCACCUGUCAGCGUGCUCUCAGCAUCAGUGUACAUGGCAGUGAAGGUUCAGGGCGGCUCCGUUUAA